Aspergillus clavatus NRRL 1 is the source of this 3081-nucleotide messenger RNA. RefSeq lists its product as uncharacterized. Gene Ontology annotation, biological process: oligosaccharide metabolic process; protein N-linked glycosylation. The coding region runs from base 1 to 3081 and encodes 1026 amino acids. Gene Ontology annotation, molecular function: Glc3Man9GlcNAc2 oligosaccharide glucosidase activity. Lineage: Eukaryota; Fungi; Ascomycota; Eurotiomycetes; Eurotiales; Aspergillaceae. The record is from RefSeq and is a predicted model, not a curated record. The transcript has 9 exons. Gene Ontology annotation, cellular component: endoplasmic reticulum membrane.
AUGGUUUUGAUCGACAGGCAAGAGUACCUCACCCAGGAGGAACAGCGACUGAAGGAGGACCGCGAACGCAACAAGUACUGGAAGAAAUGGGGUCCCUACGUUGCAGAGAGACAAUGGGCAACCGUCCGAGAGGAUUAUUCUGAGAAUGGGGAUGCGUGGAGCUACUUCACCCACGACCAUGCCCGAUCGAGAACAUACCGCUGGGGCGAGGAUGGAAUUGCCGGUGUAUCAGAUACCCACGGUCUACAAAAUAUCGCAUUCGCUUUCUGGAAUGAAAAAGAUGAGUUUCUCAAAGAGCGCCUGUUCGGGUUAUCCAACCCCCAAGGAAACCAUGGAGAAAGUAUCAAGGAAGCUCAUUUCCACGUGGAUAAUACCCCAACGCACUCGUACAUGAAAUACCUCUACAAAUACCCGCAGAAGAAAUUCCCUUAUCAAGACCUGAUCGAUGAAAACGCACGACGCUCCCGGCAAGAUCGCGAGUAUCAGCUCCUGGAUACCGGUGCAUUUGAGGAUAAUCGCUACUGGGAUAUCUUCAUUGAGACGGCCAAGGAAGGGGAUGAUGAGGAUGAACUCAUGUUCCGGAUCAUUGCUUACAACAGAGGUCCCGAACCCGCUCCGUUGCAUAUCGUCCCUCAUGUGUGGUUCCGAAACACCUGGUCGUGGGGAUACGAGGGCCAGUCGGAGAAGCCGUCCAUGGAGAAGGUGUCUGAACUCACGGCCAAGACCAAUCACAAGAAGCUUGGGGAGCGUUACGUACGGUUCUCGCCUUCUCCCGCCUUUGGUGAGGCUCAGGAGGACGUCAUGCCUCGGAUGAUGUUCACCGAGAAUGAGACGAACAACGAGCUACUCUGGAACAGCAAGAACGACCAGCCUUACGUCAAGGAUGCGUUCCAUCGCUAUAUCGUCAACGAGGAGAAAGAUGCCAUCAACCCUGCCAACAAGGGCACCAAAUUUGCCGCGUGGUAUGCCUUUGACGAGGGAGAUGGCAUUCCUCCAGGCGAAUGCGCCGUCGUCCGUUUCAGGCUUUCCAGCAAGAACGAGCCGUUUGUCGAUGAAGAAGUGCUGGACGAUGUGGUCGAGCAGCGCAGGACCGAGGCCGACGAGUUUUACUACCGUAUCAGCCCUCUGCCCAUGAGUGACGAUCUGCGGAGUAUUCAGAGACAAGCAUUUGCCGGCAUGAUGUGGACGAAGCAAUUUUACCACUUUGUCUGGGAACAGUGGGCCAACGGUGAUCCUGGGAUGAUCCCGCCUCCUCCAGGACGUAAGCAUGUUCGCAAUCAGCAAUGGAAGCAUCUCUACAUCGACGAUAUCCUGUCGAUGCCAGACUCCUGGGAGUACCCUUUCUUUGCUGCUUGGGAUACAGCGUUCCAUUGUAUUCCUCUGGCCAUGAUCGACCCUGAUUUCGCAAAGAAGCAGCUGGACAUUCUCACUCGCGAAUGGUACAUGCACCCCAACGGUCAGCUCGCAGCCUAUGAGUGGAAUUUCGGUGAUGUGAACCCACCCGUCCAUGCGUGGGCUGUGUUCAGGACCUUCAAGAUCGAGCGGAAGAUGUAUGGCCGGCAGGAUCUGGACUUCUUGGAGCGUGUCUUCCAGAAGCUCUUGCUGAACUUCACCUGGUGGGUCAACCGCAAGGACUCCGAAGGCAAGAAUGUUUUCGAGGGAGGUUUCUUGGGUCUGGACAAUAUCGGUUUGUUCAACCGCUCCGAACCUCUUCCAACCGGAGGUGUCUUGGAACAAGCAGACAGUACUGGCUGGAUGGCUUUUUACUGUCUCUGCAUGCUCAACAUUGCCCUGGAAUUAGCCAAGCAUCGCCGCAUUUAUGAAGACAUUGCCUCGAAAUUCUUUGAGCAUUUCCUGCUCAUCAGCGAUGCCAUGACUUUCAAGUCGGGAGGAAAGGAAUCCUCCCUGUGGAACGAAGAAGAUGGUUUCUACUACGAUGCUAUUUCUUAUGGGGAGCCAUGGACGCAACAGCUUCCCGUGAGGUCGCUGGUCGGCUUGAUCCCGCUGUAUGCUGUCCUUACACUCGAACCUGAGUUGAUCAACAAGUUCCCCUCUUUCAAGCGGAGAAUGGACUGGUUCAUUGAGAACAGGCAAGAUGUUGCAGAGAGGAAUAUUGCCAGUAUGAAACGCCGGGGCAAGGAUGAUCGCCUCCUCUUGUCGCUGGUCAGCAAGGAUCGUCUGGAGCAGAUCUUGAAGCGGAUGCUUGACGAAACCGAGUUCUUGUCCGAACAUGGCAUCCGGUCCAUGUCCAAGCACCAUGAGAAACAUCCGUACUCAAUGGAUGUCAAUGGCCAGACAUUCAGAGUCGGCUAUGUGCCGGGCGACUCCGACAGCGGCCUGUUCGGAGGCAACAGCAACUGGCGUGGUCCUGUCUGGCUGUGCGUCAACUUCUUGCUCGUAGAGUCUCUUCUGCGGUUCUACAUGUUCUACGGAGAUUCCUUCCAAGUGGAAUGUCCUACCGGCUCUGGAGAUUACAUGCAUCUCGGCCAUGUCGCCGAGGAAAUCCAACAUCGCCUGCAGCAUCUGUUCGCCCGGAACGACGAAGGGCGCCGCGCAGUCAACGACAACUCCGAUCUCCUCGACUUCGACGAGCACUGGAAAGACUACAUGUGGUUCCACGAAUUCUUCGACGGAGACACUGGCCGCGGUCUAGGGGCUUCUCACCAAUGUGGAUGGACAGGUUUGAUCGCCAAGGUGAUCCAUGAUACCGGCGUCAACUGCCGUCUCCCACAAACCCCCCGCUCCCCCUUCGCCGCAGCCUCCCACUACUUCGACGACAUCUUCACCCGCUCCGGCCGCCCCCGCAGCAGCCGCAGACCCAGCAUCCGCCGCUCCGCGUCCAUCACCCGCUCCAUCGGCAACCGUAGCGACUUCGAAUCAGCCUUCACGGGCGCCGAAACCCCCGCCGCGGACAUCCUCUCCGACGACGAGCACGACCGCGGCCUGCCGAAUGGCAUCGACGAGCACGUCUCCAAUUACGUCGCGAGCCAGCUGCAGCGCGUGAGAAGUUCGGCUUCCAUCGCCGCGUACGAGGAUGAGUUCGAGGCGCAGGCGGACCGCACUCCUCCAAAUGGUCAUUAG